CGAGUGCAGCACGUGUGGAAAACGACGGAGAUCAUGGUUCGUUGAUGAUUCCUCGUUUCAACGCUUACCGCGUAAGCAACCUCAACCUGUGAUCAAACCAAAAGCAUCAUCACCAAAUCCCAAACGCAUAUCAUAACAACGGGAUCGGAGGCUAAUCUAUUAGGCGCUGUUCUCUCGUCUUCUACAAAAUUUUCUGUUCGAUCUCAACCAAGGUUGUUCCUUCCACCGCCAUGAGUUUCAUCUUCGGAAAGCGAAAAACACCCGCAGAGCUUCUGCGGGAAAAUAAGAGGAUGCUGGACAAAUCAAUCAGAGAAAUUGAGCGCGAGCGGCAAGGCUUGCAAACGCAAGAGAAGAAAUUGAUUGCGGAGAUAAAGAAAAGUGCCAAACAGGGCCAGAUGGGAGCUGUUAGAGUUAUGGCAAAAGAUCUUGUUAGAACAAGGCAUCAGGUUGAGAAAUUUUAUAAGCUAAAAUCUCAGCUCCAAGGUGUAUCACUCAGAAUUCAGACUUUGAAAUCAACACAAGCAAUGGGUGAGGCUAUGAAAGGCGUGACAAAGGCCAUGGGGCAAAUGAAUAGGCAGAUGAACUUGCCAUCAUUGCAGAAAAUCAUGCAAGAAUUUGAGAGACAGAAUGAGAAGAUGGAAUUGACAUCUGAGAUGAUGGGAGAUGCAAUAGAUGAUGCUUUGGAAGGAGAAGAAGAUGAAGAGGAAACUGAAGACCUAGUUAACCAAGUUCUUGAUGAGAUUGGCAUUGACAUUAACCAAGAGCUUGUAAAUGCACCAUCAUCAGCUGUUGCUGCCCCGGCUGCAAAGACAAAGGUACCACAAGUUGAAACGACUGGGAAUGAUGAUGGAGGGAUAGAUAGUGAUUUACAGGCAAGGUUAGACAAUUUAAGAAAGAUGUAAUCUUUCCUCUAUGAUAUCAGGGACUCUAGUUUUACUGGGAAAAUUGAUGCUCAUUUGUACCAUAUAGCAUAAUUGAGAAGUUGUGCGAGGAUUUGAUGAACUCAUGGUUAUAAAAUGAUGGUUUUCUUAAAUAAAUAGUGUUGUGUAACAUGGAGUAUCCUUUGAAUUAUUUAUUUUUGUAGUAACAGUGUGUAGGUUGUGUAUCUAAUGUACAUAUCGAUUGAUAUUUUGAUGUGCACUGAUUCUCUUCGUGCAUAAAGUAAAUUGUUGUCAAAAUGGGUUUUUAA
Molecule: messenger RNA, 1189 nt
Organism: Glycine soja
Lineage: Eukaryota; Viridiplantae; Streptophyta; Magnoliopsida; Fabales; Fabaceae
Product: vacuolar protein sorting-associated protein 2 homolog 1
Exons: 5
Coding region: 231-902 (223 amino acids)
Biological process (GO): endosome transport via multivesicular body sorting pathway; late endosome to vacuole transport; protein transport
Cellular component (GO): multivesicular body; ESCRT III complex
Source: RefSeq, a predicted model, not a curated record